CAAGAUGACCAUCAUCUCUCUGCUCCUGCUGGCCUCUCUGCUGGCACACCUGACCUUCACUGCUCAUGUGAAUGUGGGUAUAGUGAACGGCAGGGAAGCAAAACCCCACUCCAGACCUUACAUGGUGUCUGUUCAAGCAAAGGAGCAUCAUACCUGUGGUGGAUGCCUUAUCUCUAAUAAUUAUGUCAUGACUGCUGCACAUUGCCGAAACGAUGCUCCAGUUCUGACGGUUGUGCUAGGUGCACAUGACCUAAAAAAGAGUGAAAAUUCAUUCCGAUACACAGUGGAUUCAUAUCAUCAGCAUCCAAACUACACUAAGGGAUCCUUUGUUAAUGACAUCCUGCUUUUGAAGGUAACAAACUGCACUUAUUUAGUUGACAUAUUAAACUUUCAUGCAGAAAAACAGCCAUUACAAAAAAAUGUGCAACUGAAUGACAAUAUCAAGUGGAUAUCCAUACCAGAAGAAGGAAGCAUUAUCGAGGCAGGUUCAGUUUGCAGUGUCGCAGGCUGGGGAAGUUUAGAAGCUAAGGGCAACAAAAGCGAUCACCUCAUGGAGACAGACGUGAAGGUCAUGAAUAAUACGGAAUGUGAACAUAAAUGGGGGAAGAAAUACUUUUCAACUUCACAGAUGAUGUGUGUUUAUGGCAAAGGAGGAAGCUGUGAUGGGGAUUCAGGAGGUCCUUUGGUUUGUGGAAACACUGCAGUUGGUGUCACUUCUUUUGGUCACCCUGAUCUCUGUAAUUCCCCAAAGAAACCUGAAGUUUAUACUAAGAUUUCAGCAUAUCUUACAUGGAUAAAGAGCAUAAUUGGAAAAUUUAAUUGAUGUCAAUUCAAUAAAAUGGGGUGAUUAUUAUAAUUUUUUGAUUGAGCUGAUUUUUUUUUAUAUGAAACUGAGGACAGAGAGUUUGAUAUUUGAA
Messenger RNA from Carassius auratus (goldfish), 917 nucleotides. Its product is annotated as granzyme B-like. The transcript has 5 exons. Gene Ontology annotation, molecular function: serine-type endopeptidase activity. The record is from RefSeq and is a predicted model, not a curated record. Lineage: Eukaryota; Metazoa; Chordata; Actinopteri; Cypriniformes; Cyprinidae. Gene Ontology annotation, biological process: proteolysis. Bases 5 to 823 code for a protein of 272 amino acids.